This is a messenger RNA of Manihot esculenta (cassava), 2783 nucleotides long. Its product is annotated as DEAD-box ATP-dependent RNA helicase 13. Gene Ontology annotation, molecular function: nucleic acid binding; RNA helicase activity; ATP binding. NCBI's taxonomy places the organism in Eukaryota, Viridiplantae, Streptophyta, Magnoliopsida, Malpighiales, Euphorbiaceae. The record is from RefSeq and is a predicted model, not a curated record. Gene Ontology annotation, cellular component: nucleolus. The coding region runs from base 124 to 2574 and encodes 816 amino acids. The transcript is spliced from 15 exons.
ACCUGCUGUUUUCAUAGGGUUGCAGUUGCACUCUUAAAAUGUAAAUUGAACGACAGCGCGUACGUUCCUGCAAUCUCCGUCUCUACUAGUCCUCUUGGUGUUCAGCUUAGAAGCUCUGCUGUUAUGGCCGCCAAUUCGCCGCCGACGCAACCAUCAUUCUCCUCUAAGCCCUCGAACAAAAAGAGAAAGGGAAAGGGAAACAGAAAUCCUCAGGACCCGGAACUUGACCGGCUCGACUCGCUUCAAUGGCACCGGUCUCUUGCAGAGGAUGAUCCAUUUUCUGCCUUUGCUGGCUCUCACGAGCUCGAAGGAGGUUUUCUUUCUCUUGAAGAGAUUGAUGAGGCUGAUUACGGUUUAGAGCUUCCUAAUGUUGACAAGGGAAAGCCUGAGAAAUCUGUAAAAUCAAAGAAACGGAAGCAUGAUGUUGCUAAUGAUGCAAUUGAAGAGAAAGUGGAGGAAGCAGAGAAGGCUGUGGGGAAUGAGGAAAAGAAAAAGAAGAGGAAGAAGAAGGAGAAGCGGAAGAAGAAGGAGAAGAAGAAGAAGGCAAAUGGAACUCAGAAAAAUGAGGAACUCACUGCUGUGAAUGUCGAUAGCAAUGGCAAGGAUGAGGAUGAUGAUGGUGGAGAAUCGAUUGAUGAGACUGAUUUUUAUGCGUGGAAUGAGCUGAGACUUCAUCCUUCGCUUAUGAAAUCAAUAUAUAGGCUUGGGUUUAAGGAGCCAACACCGAUCCAAAAAGCUUGUAUUCCUGCUGCAGCUCAUCAAGGGAAGGUUAGUAGGGUUAAUGUCUCUGAGAAGGUUAUUUUUUGUGAGACUGGUUCUGGAAAGACACUUGCUUUUGGUUUGCCCAUCUUCCAACGGCUUCUGGAGGAAAGAUAUAAGGCCACAAAAAUGUUUGAAGAGUUGGGUGGUGAAGCUGAAAAGUUUGCCCCAAAAUGCCUUAUGCGGGCACUGAUCAUCACUCCUACAAGGGAGCUUGCGCUUCAGGUUACUGAUCAUCUUAAGGAAGUAGCUAAGGGUAUUGACAUUAGGGUGGUUCCUAUUGUUGGUGGAAUGUCAACGGAGAAGCAGGAAAGACUUUUAAAGGCAAGGCCUGAGGUUAUUGUUGGAACUCCUGGUCGAUUAUGGGAACUUAUGUCAGGAGGAGAAAAGCAUCUUGCUGAGUUGCAUUCAUUGUCUUUCUUUGUGCUGGACGAAGCUGAUCGAAUGAUUGAAAAUGGACAUUUUCAUGAGUUGCAGUCAAUAAUUGACAUGCUGCCUGUGGCCAAUAGCUCCACUGAAGUUGAACGGCAAUCUCAAAAUGUGCAAAAUUGUGCAACUCUCUCAACCCUGCAAAGGAAGAAAAGACAAACAUUUGUUUUUUCCGCAACAAUAGCAUUAUCUGCCGAUUUUCGCAAGAAGCUAAAGCGAGGUUUGCUAAAAUCAAAGGAAGAAAUGACUGGAGGAUUGAAUUCUAUAGAAACUCUCUCCGAACGGGCAGGAAUAAGAGCUAAUGCAGCCAUAAUUGAUUUGACAAAUGCAUCAAUCCUGGCACAUAAGCUUGAAGAAUCAUUUAUUGAAUGCAGGGAAGAAGAGAAAGAUGCUUACCUAUACUACAUAUUGAGUGUUCAUGGACAAGGUCGCACAAUUGUUUUCUGUACAUCAAUUGCAGCUUUGCGUCAUAUUUCUGCCCUCUUGCGCAUUCUGGGAGUACAUGUUUGGACACUUCAUGCUCAGAUGCAGCAGCGAGCUCGACUGAAGGCAAUGGAUCGUUUUCGCACAAAUGAACAUGGUAUACUUAUUGCCACUGAUGUUGCUGCUAGAGGCCUUGAUAUUCCUGGUGUUCGAACUGUUGUUCACUAUCAGCUCCCACAUUCAGCAGAAGUCUAUGUCCACAGAAGUGGAAGAACUGCUAGAGCUUUUACUGAUGGAUGCAGCAUUGCUUUAAUCUCUCCUAAUGAUACCUCAAAAUUUGCCUCUUUAUGCAAAUCAUUUUCAAAGGAAAGUUUCCAGAGAUUUCCUUUAGAGGAAUCAUACAUGCCUGAGGUGAUAAAACGACUGUCUCUUGCACGUCAGAUAGACAAGAUAAUGCGGAAGAACUCACAGGAGAAGGCAAAGAAAACCUGGUUUGAACGAAAUGCAGAAUCAGUUGAGUUAAUUGUGGAGAAGGAUGAUAGUGAGGAUGAAAGAGUGAACAAUUAUAAGCAAAAGAAAAUCACCUCCAUGCAGUUGAACAAAUUACAGCAGGAGCUCAAUAUGCUGCUUUCACGUCCAUUGCAACCAAAAACAUUUUCACAUCGAUACUUGGCAGGGGCCGGUGUUUCACCUCUCCUGCAACACCAGUUAGAAGAAUUAGCUAGACAAAAUUCGGGCAAUGAUUUGGGAGGAAGCAAAAGAAGGAAACUAGUGGUUAUUGGUCAGGAUUGUGUGGAGCCACUCCAGGCACUCCGAAGUGCUGGUCACGAGGUGCGCAUGGAUGUGAAGGAGAUGGCAGAUAAACGAAAAAUUAUAGAGAAUUUGAAGCGGAAAAGAAAAGAAGAGAAGAAACGAUCAAGAGAUCAGCGGAGGAGGCAGAAGAAAACCAUGAACACGAAAUAGCAGGUAGAAUGGAUAUUUGAAACUUGCAAUUCAAUUUUGAGGGUGUGGAGGAUCUCUUCUUAUACUUGAAAAGAAAUACAAAGAACUAUAGAAGCAAUGCUUUUAGCUGUAAAAUUUGGUGUUGGACGGAAAAGUCUGAGCCUUGUAAGCCUUUGAUUUUGCAAUACAGAAUGCGAGCAACUAAACCAAUGACCUAAAAUUUAGAUUCA